GCGCGCCUCGAAGCAAGUCUCUUCCUCUCUCGGUCCUCCGCCCGUCGGCUCGCGUGGCCGCCGCCUCGCCUAACCUCGUCUCGUCGCGCUCACCCAGGCCCAGCCUGUCCCACCUCCGGUUCCCCCGCCUUUUCCGCUCCCCCCAAAGUUCACCCCUAUCCUAAAAUUCCACCUCGGAACCAUUAUCCCCCCCACAAUUUUUCCUGUCUUUUUCUCGCAGACUUCAUAUCUGACCCGCCUCCAGGACGGACUCGACAUUUUCCAGUUCUCGAUGUGAGGAAGUUGCCUCGGGGGAUUUUUUUUCAGUUGACCUAACUUCUGUUCUCGGGAAUCGGGGAACCGGAUUUAUCUCGUGUACCCGUGGAAAAGUUCACUUUUUUUCGUUGUGAAGUGGUUCGAGGGAGAUAUCUCCGGUGCGACUGCAUCUGUUCGAAAAUUGUUUUUGGUGGUGACAAAUUUGGACAACUUUCUCCGCUCUGUCUUCCUCGCGUUAAGCUCAUUGCGAUUAGUGCGUAGCGUUCCCUUUUUCGGACGGAUUCGCGAGGCGGUGUCUCCGUCUCGCUGCAUCGAUACUCUCGCGAAUUUCCGGCCGGUGAAAUUUGACACGAUUCUGACGGGUUUUUUGGUGUACAAAUGAGUGAUUCCCCGCGAUUUGCUCCUAGGAACACCCACGACUAGUUCGAAAUCUGUGUCUUUCCACUUUCUCCCUGGAAAUCGCUCCUCAAUCAGAACGAAAGCCGAAAGUGAUCGACUUCCAUCCACUUCUACCGCCAGUGCUUUCAGCGUACAGUGUGUUAGAUCUAUCCGACCAAGUUGAAAUGUUCUGAGCUGUGACAAUUUUUCGCGCGGAUUGUAAAUGUAAAAAUUGGCGGUGUCAACUAAAAUUGUCCUCUCUGAACGUAACCGUGAAGAGCGUAGAAUCGAGGCGUAUUUAUUUUGACUGAACCUCGGACGAGAAGUAAACAUUGAGGCGGUAGAAUGAGCGAGGACGGAUAAGACUCUGGGGGUUUUGAGAAAUUUGGGGGUGUGGAUGGUGGAUUGAGCUGUGCUCGUUGUGCCGUGCGGCGUCGUAUGGAGCGGGAGCGUGUGUGCGUGUAAGCUCUGUGGGUGCGCGGAGUGGUGUGCGUGCGUGGUUGCGUGCGGAGGUGGUAGCGUGGUAGCGGGAGCGAGGCAGCGGGACGAUGCAGGAGCAGUGCAGCGGGCUCUGCUCGGCGCUGUCGCAGCUCUUCCGGCGGCUCAUGUGCCUGGCCACCUCCCGUCGGGGCAGCACCGAGUCCGAGUACCAGCAGCUCGAUCACAGAGGAUCCGAAGGUGUUGAUUUGGAGGCAGUUGAUGCUCAGCAAGUCACCAUCAGAUUAAUAGAAGAUAAUUGUGCGGAGAUGCGGCGUGGGAAGAUCUCCGACUCGAACUGGGCGUUGAUCUCGGCGCUGGAGUCGGCGUGCCCGUGCUCCCGGACGGGGCGCUUCCUCACGAUGCACAAGCGACGCCGGAAACGACUCACCAGCCGCAGCCUCAGCCAGGACCACCCGGCCCUCCUCGACGACAUCCACCACGGAUCCGUCCAGUGCGUCUUGGACAAAGUUUGGCAGUGGCCUUUCAACGCUUUCACGUUAGAUAAUGUUACGGGCGGUCGAUCUCUACCUGUUUUAUGUGUUCAUUUGUUCCACUGGUAUGGGCUGUUGGACCAUUUUAAUUUAGAUGUUGUAGAAGUCUGGAAAUUAUUUAGUUUAAUUGAGGAAGGUUAUCAUAGUACAAACCCUUAUCACAAUUCAAUUCAUGCAACUGAUGUCACUCAGGCCAUGCACUGUUUCCUACAGGAAGAAAAGAUCAGAGAACAUUUGACGCCACUAGAAGUAAUGGCAGCUCUCAUAGCUGCUGUAGCCCAUGAUCUUGAUCAUCCCGGUGUAAAUCAACCUUUUUUAAUCGCAACGUCAAAUCAUCUAGCUGCUCUCUAUGAGAACACAUCAGUAUUAGAAAACCAUCACUGGAGGUCAGCCAUAGGCUGUUUAUUAGAAAGUAGUGUAGCGGAUCAAUUGUCCAAAGACUCCAGAAAGCUCUUGGAUGAGCAAAUUAGUUCACUUAUCCUUGCCACUGAUAUCACCCGUCAACAAGAAUUUCUCACACGCUUUAAGGAUUCGUUAGAUAAAAACUCAUUAGACAUGAAGGAUCACGAGAAUAGACACUUUAUCCUUCAAAUAGCUCUAAAGUGUGCCGACAUAUCAAACCCAUGCCGUCCGUGGGAUAUUAGUUACAAGUGGAGUCAGAAAGUUUGUGAAGAAUUCUUUCGCCAAGGGGACUACGAAAGACAGCUCAACCUCCCAGUCACCUCUCUCUGUGAUAGACACUCUACCUCUAUUCCAAAAAUACAAGCCGGUUUUUUCCGAUUUGUGGUAGCUCCGCUUUUAGAAGAAUGGGAUAGAUUUUUGUGUACAACAUUAUCAAAUAAAAUGAUUAAAAACUUAAGAGACAACCAAACUCGGUGGGAGACUGCUCUGCAGCAAGAAUUAGCGGAAGAGACCCGGACUGAAAUCUCUGAAGCAGAGGAGAUAUGCGACGAGAUCAGUGAUGCAAGGGGCUCGGACGAUGAAUCUCGAAGAUCAUCUCUACCUACAGUCGUCCUCGAAACGGUAGAUCGUUUAGGAAGAAGACACUCGGUCCCGCUGAGUCUGUCUCAUCCUAACGCUCCACCUCCAGUUUGGGGCAACACUCUAACCACCGGGGAUAACCUACGUCUACGGGAUGAAAGAUCUCGAAGAUUCACAAUAGGGCAAAUUUCGAACUUGAAAGAGGAGGAAGAAGAGCUGCAGCUAUCGCAGAUGUCAUCGUGUAGCAAUCAAAGUUUCCAGCGCUCUUCAGACUGUGGGAGCAACGAUGAAAGGCCCGUGAGCGCAGAGAACCUCCUUCCAGAGCUUAGUAUAGCCUCGAUAACGACGCACGAUGAAGCGAGCCGUCUUUCGUCGGUGCUCCAUGGUAAUGUGUCCCUGGCUCCACCUCCGUCAAGUCGAUCUUUGCAGAGGCAACAAACGUUCCCUCCACUCCAGCCGUACGUUAGGACAAGAUACAUGUCAACGUCCGGUGAACCCAUUGCUCAUUCUACUAGUAUUUCCUCCUCCUCUUCCAGUCGGACCGGCGGUAGCGACAGCGACUGUGCCGGGUUAAAGCGUGACUCCACAGACGAUAGUGAUCGUGAAAAGAUAACAAAGUUUGCAAAAAUCUGCGAAAAGGAGAACGUGAACCCUAGGAAAGACUCUUUGGAUGUCAGAAGAUUAGCAAUACCUCAGAAUACACGGAGGCGAGGCUCUGCUCCUGUAGGUCAACUUAGCGCUGAAUUAAUAGAAAGACUGGCUCGAAGGGGAUCAAUGCCAACAUCAGACAGCAGACAAAGCGUUUUGAAACCGCUGGGCUUGAAAGAAAACGCUGGCAUGCCUCGUCGUUCAUCCUUGCCAUUUGACCUUCAUCAUUCUGCCACCCUCUUCACAGAUGCAUCAAACGGUGAGGAUCUGCGGCACCGGGAAAAAGGUUCUAAAAAAAGCAAAAAGAAAAAACUACUCCGGCGGCGUAGUUCGGGAGGACCUGAUUUACUCUUGCCCCGUGAGCAUUUACUCAACCGGAGGCGGGGCUCUUUGCCAAGUGAAAUGUUUACAUCUCAAUCAGGUAACUCAAAUAAUAGAAAUUUGGAGAAUUCAAGACGGAUCGUCAGCUCCAGAAGGUCUUUGGCUCACCCUAAGAUCCAGCUACUUCCGCAAUAGCUAAGUUCCACUGGUCCAUCACCUCUCGACUCACAGUCCUUUGCUAAUGCAAUCUUAUCGCUCACAUCUUUGAAUUGUGUCACUGAAUAUAGAUAAAAUUACUUCAGGUGUCUCAUGAGCGUAAUUUAGCUCUCUAAUUCCGACUUUAAAUGAAAACCCCUUGUUAAUAUUGUUCCAAAAACACCUAUACAGAGAAUAGUUUCUCAUGCAUUGAAUGUUUUCUACCAGUUAACCUCUGUAUCGGAGCGUACAGAAUGCAACUCUGAUGAGGUAUGAAAUGAAUUAUAAAGCAAUUAUGAAAAAAUUAGUAUCCAGUUCAGUGCAGUCUGCUUUAACUUAUUUGUCUCAAGAUUAUUUUUUCUUGUUUCUUUUUUCUUGAUUCUCACUAAGAGGACUCUGGAGAAAGAGACAUUUUUAACAUUGAAAAAGAUUACUGUCAAAGGCACUUGAAGUGUCGAAAAAGUCUCACUUUCAUUUUAACAUGUUAAUGAUGAAAAUUCAAGAACAAAAUCAACAGAUUUUGAGCUUCCUUAACUGCUAUUUAAUUCGUUGCAGUUUUAGUCUGAUCGAAAAAGCAGCUAGAUUCAUAAUUACCUACUGUAACAAUAUCUCGUUUUGCUUCUUUUUUUUCAUAAGUAUCUCCAUGUCUGACUGAAUUGAUCACAUAAGUACCCUCUCUAUUUUCCAUAUCAAGUAGAUGAUUUUUACUUUCUUUUUAUUAAAAAAAGGGGGGGGGGGGGGGGAAAUGCCAAAUUUUUGUGUUCUCACAAAUGGAAGUAUAAGUUUCAAAAAACCAUUUCUAUUUCUAUUUUUGUGAGAUCCAGAUAGAUAAUUGGAGAAUAAAUUGUUUGUUUUAUCAUCUUAACUAUCUUAAUGAAUAUUUGGUCCUGUUUUCUUUUUAUGUAGGUCCCUCAAGUUGUCAAGGAAGUUUUUUAAGUGGCCCUCCUGUGAGAAAACCCAAAAAGGCAGCAAGGUGUGGUUUAUUUAUUCCUUGAAAUUUUGUUCUGGAGCUUUGAAAAAGACCCUGCUGAGUUUUCAUUUAAUAUGUUUGAUAAAGGUUUUAGGUGCCGUAUCAAAACAGACCCUAUGAAAUUUAAUGUUGAAUGCUAUGUUCAGAAGUCACAUAUCCUGGUAGAUAGAUGAAUGUCAAAAUCAGAAAAUUUAAUGUUAACUCUCAAGAACAACCCCAAACAGGGCCAUGAGGCUAGUCUGAACAGUCGCAGGUUCCUCUUAAUUUCAGCAAUUGACAUAAAUCGACUAUUCAUUUCCUAUUUCAUUCUUGCAUUUGACAUUAUUUAGUUAUCGGUGAGCAUAUCAAGACUGAAAGGUGAUUAUCACAGGGCCCCAAAAAAAUGACAUAAAAUUUACUGUCUACAGAAAUUGUCAAUGAAAAACUGUGAGUGAUGGGGAACAGCAGCUCUGAAAGAGUCAAAAUUUUAACAGAUUAACCAUAAUAAGUCUUUCGAAGUACUCUUCUUAAGAGACUAAAUUCUCAACCAAAUGAGCUUGACCAGAUCGUGUUUGAUAUGUGCGGGCGGAUUAUUGAAAUUGACAGACUUAAAGAUAGACAAAGAAGGCACAGAGAAAACGGAGCAAUCCUACCGGUGGAACUGAUUGGUUGCACUGGACAAUGGAGGCAAGUAAAGAACUAACUAACGGCGACUAACCAGAGACCUUAUAGUUAGUGUAUCAUUUCCCUUCUCUUGUAUCGCAUCAACCAACAGGAUCGCUCCAUUUGUCCUGUAAUUUCUGUCUGUUGCUUUGUUUAUCAAUUUUAAUAAUCAGCCCAUUGAAGAGUGUGUACAGAGACCUGCAUAAACUAUUCAUAUUGCUUGUCUUUUUGGUUUCUUUAAAUGACUGCCAAUGAAAAAACUUUCGCAACACCUUGUGUAUCGAUUGAAUUAGAUUUCAUUAAUUUUUCUUUGAGAAUUUUACCUGCACUGAAUUCUUCUUUACAGUCAAGACUCUAUUUUGUAGAUAUAAGUUAAAGUUCUUUUGAAGUAAAGUGCAAUUUCAUAUCUUUUUUAGUCGAGUCUAAGUACUUAAUUUUUCCUUUAACUUUUGUUAUCUGUUAUUUUUUAUCUUGUUAAUGUUUUUAUUUUUUAAUCUCACUUUUUCCAUCUAUUUAUAUUACAAGCUAGUAACAGAAUUGAUGUUCUUUGGUGUGGCAAUUUUAUGUUUGUUUUCAAGGAUGAAAAACACUCCUAAUUUCCUUUGUCUGCAUGUGAAAUUGUAUUCUCUCUUAGUGGAAACCACUGUGUAUGACAGAUUUGUAGCUCUUUUAUUUAGAUGCUUAGUGCAUGUCAUAGAUGAUUAUACCAGACCAAUAUCUGUAUACCAGCAAAAAAAUUAAAAAAGUCCAAGAUGAGAAGUCCUCAGGGUUAAACUGUUUAUCAAAAUUAAUAACUCUUCGGUAGAGACUAAUUUUCGGUCUAAAUUUCCUUUCAUCAACGCAUUUCUCCGCCAUUGAUAAAUGCUUAGUAAAAAUUGGAUCUAUGCCGCACUACUUAGAAGAGUUGGAUUGAAGGAGAGCCAAGCUAUGCUUUACAAUCUCGAAAUAAAUGGGUUUGAAGAUUAAAGUGAUUGAGGUGCAGCAAUCCAGAAACCGAAGAUCAUGUGAAAUGCUAAACAAAUUCUGCAGUCUUCCUCGGUAGCACAACUCGUAAAAUAAUUUGUUAUAUGAUGUAAUUCUGGUAAUUUUUACAAGUUCUAAAGUUGUACUAUUAAAAUAUCGUAAAAAAUCAGACUCUAACAAUUCGACAUUAAAAAUUCCUAAUUAAAGAGAUAGGGAGGAAUAAGGAAAGUUAAUAGGAUUUGGACCUCUUUUCCUGGUCUGUUUUACUAAUUUUUUUGAGUUUUCCUUCAAUAUUUUUGAGUAAAUAUGACAUUGUGGCAUUGUAGGAAA
This is a messenger RNA of Bemisia tabaci, 6654 nucleotides long. RefSeq lists its product as uncharacterized. Lineage: Eukaryota; Metazoa; Arthropoda; Insecta; Hemiptera; Aleyrodidae. Gene Ontology annotation, biological process: signal transduction. Gene Ontology annotation, molecular function: 3',5'-cyclic-nucleotide phosphodiesterase activity. The record is from RefSeq and is a predicted model, not a curated record.